AUGUCCUGGUUGCUGCUGAGUUUCUGGACGUGGUUUGUGCACCGGAGCGCGGGGCUUCUUUCGCUUGACUGGGCAGUGGAAGCAACGCCAUGCACGCCGGAGGAGAUUCUAAGAGCUUUGGGCUGCUUCCGGUGGGUGCGGCCCAACACGCCAAUCACAGCUCUUUGGUACAUGUGCGAGUACCCGAGCCCCGGAAGUCUCAAGCUUCACAACAUCAGUGCCACAGCAAAGCCUGCCACGACGAGUCUUUGCUGCAGAUGCUUUGCCAAGUUUGCCUUGAUCCAACGCCAGCUAGCACAGGAGUCUGCAAGACUGAAAGCCCGACUGAUGCUCCAGACUGACACUGUCCGAAAUCUUUCGGCAAAACUUCGCGUGCCCCUAAUCUUCCGAAGCCCAGCAAGAUAUGACGAUGUGCGGCAUGCUUCGAUACUGUUUAAGAGAAUCUUCGGCACUUUUCUGCGAGAUACAUGGUUCUUGUCCACUUCACUGUUGGCGCUUGUGGAGGAUGGUGGUGCAGACUCACCAUUCGACAUACGCACUCUUGAGGAUCUGGUUGCCGACACUUUGAUUCUUGUUCGCGACAAGGCAGACUCACUGCGGAAGCUGCUGCUGCAGACUGAGAACAGCUGUUUGCCCAACAUCUUCCACCAAACCUGCACGGCAGAUCACCUGGCAGUGUUCCACAGUUUUCCUCCUGUUGAAGGACCUGAACCCGAGGGCCAUGCCGUGGAUUUCUUAGGCAUUGCGACAAACAUCAGCACGGUGUGUGACGAUCAGAUGCCUGCCCUUCUGGCACCGACUAGGACUUUGGACUGCAUUUUUCGAAGAAUGGCACUGCCCAGCACCCGAUUCUGGCCAUUCCUUGACGAAGAAUAUUUCGAGUGGAAGGACAUCCUCGAAACAUCGCUUCGUGGAGCGCGUGAGGGUCGCAAUCUGCGCAUGGCCGAGAUUGGGUCCGGUCCUCACGCAAUUUGGGCCAUGCGUGCUGCGAAAGCCUUUUUGCAACACGCAGGGCCCGAAGUGGGGUGCGAACUUCUCCUUGUGGAGCCAUUCGACUUAGGAGAUGGAUCUCAACUUGGCGAACACAUUGCUCGGAACUUGCCGGAGAAUCGGUGCAAGUGGGUGGUGGAGACAGACCCGGUGGAAUCUGGCAAGCAACUGCAGGCAAUUCUGGGGUCUGGUGACCCUUGGGAUCUCGUUGACAUCGACGUACAGGGGGGAGAGCAUGCUAUGCUGCGGGGCAUGGCGCCUUGGCUUGUGGGCCGUGUGCGUCGUCUUCACAUCUCUACGCAUUCACGCCGGAUUCACAGCGACAUCCUUCGCUGGCUGCAGCUUGCCGGCUGGACGAUCCUUGCUCAGUUCACCUUCCUGUCUGCGGCCGGGCCCAAGGAAGUGCCACUGGGGCCCUUCGUGAACUGUGAUGGACACAUCAGCGCAGUGCACACUUCCACCGAGGAGAAAAAUCGGGAGUGCGGAGACGAUCGCACCCUCGAGCUGAUUGCUGAUCCGCAGAACUCGGGGUCUGUAUUUCAGGUGGCAUCCCUGUACAACUGUCUGCAGAUGCAGGAACCAGGAGAUUCCCCGGAGGACGGCGUAACUUGCUAUGCCGAGACUACGACUCAGGGUUCAGUUUGCGCAAUAGCCUGUCCGGCUGCCACUGUUUUCCGGAAUUACUUCCUGAAUGGGGUUGGGCAAGGGCGUGGUCAGCAGAUGGACCUGCUCACGCACGUCGGUGAUCUGGUUGGCAAUCGCAAAGAAGGAUACUGGAUCGUGAGGAAUGGCUUCAUGAUGCCCAGGCCUGGGGGAAAGCUCAUAGAUCUCGGUGAGAGGCUUGCCAGUGAUCAAAUUCUGGCAGAUGACGUGGCCAGUCGAGUUCGAGUAGGGGUUCACUGGGACACACAGGUGCUGCUUGACGACAUUUCUCACAACGUCUGUCAGGUGUGUUGCUCUGCGCCCGCGGUUGCGUUUUCCAAGAUUGUGAAGGCGCAGCAUUGGGCGCCAUUUGCCAUCAGUUUGCUGACUGGUGCCUAUGAUGCUACGCUGGCCGCAGGUGCAAUCCUGGCGGCACGGCGGCGGCAGCGCGUCAAAGUUUUUCUCACCGCAAUCGGAGCUGGAGCUCUAGGCAAUCGACCCAGCUGGAUCUACCAGGCUGUUGACAGAGUGUUGGAAGCGUAUAAGUCCGCUCCUUUGGACGUGUACUUGAUCCACUUUUCCCGAACAGACAAGUUUGAGAGGCUGCAGGGCAGCCGGCCAGAGCCGGUUCCACGGAAUCGAAGCUCGCUGGACGAUAGGGUUGCUGCUAUGCAGAAAGAGGUUGGAGAGGCAAACAUGCUGCACAAAACGCAGCGCUAUCCGAUGAUGGGCUCGCCGACCGCUGCACGUGACAACAUGAGCUUGAUGAUCGCCAAGGCUUUUGCAUAUUUUGACUCCAAUGGCGACGGGGUCAUCGACAUCGACGAAUGCACCUACAUCCUUAGAAGCCUGGAUCCGGCUUUCUUCACACAGGAGAAGGUGCGACAACUCGCGGCCCAGGCAGAUGCGGACUCCGAUGGUUACAUACACUAUGCCGAGUUCAUUGCGUGGAUCUUGGACUCAGACUCAGUGAUGACCUCGCACCUGUCUCAGCUCUUUAGGCAUUGCACAUGCCAGCAGUGGCCGGCCGGCCGGCUGUACAGUCUCAUUCCAGAGCCUGGAUACCUCGAGGUUGCAGAGAGCAUGCCCGACGGCAUCCUGCCAGAGUCACCUUUGAAGCUUGCCCGAGCCCAAGUGGUCUUGUUUCUGCUAAGCUGCAUAAUAGGCAUCGAGAGCUCGACCCGCGACCAGCGGCGAAUUGUCGCGGUGACCUCAGUGAAGGACAUCUUGCCACAGUUCAGCGACGACCAGGUGUGCGAUGCCCUCGUGCAGUCGAACGAGGACAUCAGCCGAGCGGUGGAGCUGCUCAUGAGUCAGCAGCCCACCUCUAAGCAGUCCAAAAAGAAAGAGAAGCACAAAAACAGAGAGGCUCGAGCGCAGGCCGAGGCCGUUGUGAUGGGCCGGGGCGUGGGGAGGCAGCCAACGAGCCCAGAGAAGAAAGGCCGAUUCGUCGGUGGAAUCUUAUCUGCUGCAGCCAAGCUGAGAAAGAAGCUGCGAGAGAUAGAACGAAUUGAGGAUAAGGUUGCGAGGGGCGAGAAAGUCGACCCCUUGCAACUACCCAAGCUUGACAAGAAGCGAGAGACCGAAGUAGAACUCCGCGCAGCAGAACACAAAAUCCUCCAAGAAGAGGAGGAGCGAAGACAGCAAGAGGAGCAGCUCAGGAAGCAGGAGGAGUGGGAGCGCCAUCGCGAAGCGCAAGAAGCAGAGCGACGGCGGCAGGAAGACGCCUACCAGCAUCAGGCUGCAGCAAGGAUUAUGCCCGAGCCAGUGAGGCAGCAUCCGUCGUGGUUAGUUUCCGGGGAAUCCGAGAUUGCCCAGCCGGCGUCCGAGCCCAACCAUGAUCGCCAGAACAUGCGGAACGAGCUCCUGAACAUGCUGCACAAAGCACCUCAGGAAAGCAAGGGCAUGGGCUUCACGCAGUCUGAGCAGACAGCGAACCACCUCGGUGGAGGCUCCUACACGAGGGGCCCGCCUCGGCCACAGCUUCCGGAGCACGCGUCACUUGCGAACGGGUUUGGCCGUGCCGAUGGUUCAGCACCAAGCAUGCCACAGGAUGUCAAUGUCAGUGCUCGCUGCCUCCCGCUCUUUAACCUGAGAAGCGAGACUGAAAGCAUUCCGUUCCUGGGAGCCGAGGCAUACCAGCGGCCCUACAGCCAGUACAACAGCUACGAGCACUAUGGCCAACAGUACGGCAGUCAACACUAUGGCAGUCAGCAGUACGGCCACCAGCAGUCGAGGUAUCAUGACUGGAAGCAAGAGGAUUGGCGGCAGCGUGGCUCUUGGAACAAGGAGGCCCCUCAAGAGAAGCCUCGACCAGAGCUUCCAGAAGAUGAAGCGCCGAAAGCAGACUGGGCGAACCUCUACUCCACGCAACUUGACAUUUCAAGCAUUCCGGCAGACAAGCGUGCGGAGGCUGAGAGGAUUGCCAAGGAGAUUGAGCAGAACUCCGGCGGAGGAGAUGGCUGGGAUCGCCCAGAUGCAGGCCCGGGCCGAGCGAACGGCAAGGGUCAGGGAGACUAUGGUUCGAAAAAUGGAAAGAGCCACGGUCAGGGCAAAAGCAAGAAGGGUAAGGGCAGCAAAGGGAAGGCCCCUUACUGGAGCAAGGAUGGGCCCGGCAGAUCCGAAUGGCAGCCCAAGCACGAAGAAUGGCAGCCGAAACACGAGGAUUGGCAGCCCAAGGCCGAAGAGUGGCCAAAGGGAGCAGACUGGGUGCCUCAGCUGCAAAAGUUGAAUUGGAUCAUCCUUUCUGUCCCAGUGGUCUUCUGCUCCGGUCGGAUCAACUUGCCGUGA
Molecule: messenger RNA, 4422 nt
Organism: Symbiodinium sp. CCMP2456
Lineage: Eukaryota; Dinophyceae; Suessiales; Symbiodiniaceae
Source: the annotation of a GenBank genome assembly